AUGGUCGCGUUCUUGAACAUGUUCGCACUACAUCUUGUAUGGCUCGCCCUGUUUGCCUCUCCAGUGGCCUCUUUGUCGACAAUGACGCCACCUCCAAGGAUCAUCCAAGGAGGAAUGGGCAUUCGCAUCUCUUCCUGGGAGCUUGCUCGAGAGGUUUCCAAAACGGGCGAACUUGGCGUCAUAUCUGGUAGCGGAAUGGACACCAUUUUCAUUCGAGGCCUUCAACUGGGCGACCCUGAUGGAGCGUUUCGUCGUGCUCUUGCAACAUUCCCGGACCAAGACAUGGUUCAGCGAGCCAUGGACAAGUAUUUCGUGGAAGGAGGCAAAGAUGAGCACGCAGCCUUCAAGCACCUACCAAUGUGGAGUCUCAAACCGCAGCAGUCUUUAUUGGAAGCGACGGUGCUGGCGAACUAUUGUGAAGUGUGGUUGGCCAAGCAUAAUGACGACAGCAAGCCGACAGGAGGCCUUGUUGGUAUGAACUUGCUCACCAAGGUCGAGCUUCCCACUAUCCCUUCCCUCUAUGGUGCCAUGCUCGCGGAUGUGGACUAUAUCAUCAUGGGAGCUGGGAUUCCCAUGGCCAUCCCGGGAAUCCUAGACAAUCUGGCCGAAGCUCAAGAUUGCGUUCAGUCUAUUCAUAUCGAAGGAACUCUCUUGGAAAACACACCUGAACCCACCUUGACCUUCUCUCCACAAGACUUCUGGGAACAGGCAGGCAAGCCAGAGCUCAACAAGGAACUCAAGCGCCCAGACUUUCUUCCCAUUGUGUCCAGUGUUGUCUUGGCCCAGAGCAUGCUCAAGCGCGCCUCGGGAAAGGGCCCCACAAAGGGCAUCGAUGGGUUUGUGGUGGAACUGAACACUGCAGGUGGUCACAACGCCCCGCCCCGUGGCGCCAUGGAUCUGAACGAGAAAGGAGAACCAGUCUACGGACCAAAAGACGACGUUGACCUGACCAAAUUCCAAAAAGCCGUCAAGGGACUUCCCUUUUGGAUGGCUGGGUCUUACGCCAAGCCAGAAAAGUUUGCCCAAGUCAAGGAAAUCGGAGGAGCCGGUGUCCAGGUUGGAACAGCAUUUGCCUUGAGCCAAGAGAGUGGUAUGAAAGAUGAAACCCGCCAACGCAUCUUGAACGAGUUGAUGGAUCACGAUCUUGAGGUAUUCACAGACCCUGUUGCUUCCCCCACUGGUUUUCCCUUCAAGGUAUUGGGUCUGGAAGGUACACUGGCGGAUCCAGCUACGUACGAAGCACGAGACCGCGUUUGCAACCUUGGUUACCUGCGCAACGCCUACGUCCGCCCUGACGGAAAGAUUGGAUUUCGCUGUGCUUCGGAGCCCGUGGAUCAGUUCGUGAAGAAGGGAGGUUCUCAGGAGCAAACAGAAGGGCGCAAGUGCCUUUGCAACGCACUCUGCGCGGAUGCGGGUUAUCCUCAAGUAUACGGCAAGACCGAGGAGAGUUUUUUCUUGGAGCCCUCGCUCAUAACGAUUGGAGAUGACGUGAACAACUGCCGCAAGUUCAUUCAGAAGGACGAAGAGAGCGGGCGAUUGGGAUACUCCUCUCGCGAUGUGGUUGACUAUCUCCUGAGUGAAUGGAAAGCCUGUGAAGAAUUGGAAGGAGCUACCAACGCCACCGAGACCCUUUUGCGUCCCUAG
Molecule: messenger RNA, 1644 nt
Organism: Seminavis robusta
Lineage: Eukaryota; Bacillariophyta; Bacillariophyceae; Naviculales; Naviculaceae
Source: the annotation of a GenBank genome assembly